Molecule: messenger RNA, 540 nt
Organism: Caenorhabditis sp. 36 PRJEB53466
Lineage: Eukaryota; Metazoa; Nematoda; Chromadorea; Rhabditida; Rhabditidae
Source: the annotation of a GenBank genome assembly
AUGUGUCAGUGUCACCGCUUCGCCUCGUGCUUCGAGCAAACGUGCACGUACCACAUCUUCAAUAGGCUCUACCAAUCCAACUUCCGACCCAACACCUACUACGUCUUCCUCUUUCACUACCUCUCCGAUCGUCUCUCCGUCAACCUCGGCCUCAAACCAGCCACCUUCCCCGCCCGUAUCGAUCCGCUCCUCAUCGAAUUGUGCAUUAGUCUUCUCGAACGACUUGUCGAACAAUCGGAGAGAGAACAAAACUACCUUCUGCAACAGUUUCUGUAUUUCGAUGCUCUAAACAGUCCGUACCUAUCCGAAUGGUUCAAAGAGGCACAUUUGCUGCAGACGUACUGCAAAAACAGACUUCUGAACGUUCAGUGGGAUAUGGAGGCGGAGCUUGCAAGGGAAGUGCGUAGGCGGUGCGCGUCGGAGAAGCGGAACGAGGAGAGGAGAACGGAACAGUUUGCAAAGACGUUGAACACCUUCUGGUUGGUCGAUUUCGAGUUUGACAGGGAGCUCGCCGAAUUGUACAAAACUCGAAUUCUGUGA